UUCAAGUCUCAGCCUUGCCCCACUACCACCAUACAGAUCGCCGACCGAUAAGUGCCAACAACCAAUUCACGUUCACAACCGAAGUAUACUCUAUCUCAUUGACUCGACCACGAUCUUUACAUCAUGCCACCAGUCAGAUCCCACGGUUCGAGAACGAAGAAGCCGCCAGAGGGUUUCGAUGACAUCCGUGACGAUCUCGAGAUCUUCAGCAUCAAGAUGAAAGACGCGCAAAACACGCCUACAAAUAACAUUCCUAAGCACCAAGCUCAAUGGCCUAUAUUCCAAAUAUCCCAUCAGAGAAGCCGCUAUGUCUACGAGCUAUACUACGAAAAGGAGGCCAUCAGCAAACCAUUAUACGACUGGUUGCUCAAGAACGGGUAUGCCGACGCGAUGCUGAUCGCUAAGUGGAAGAAACAAGGAUAUGAGAAGUUGUGCUGUCUUCGCUGCAUCCAGACCAAAGAGACGAAUUUUCAAUCGACGUGUGUCUGCCGAGUGCCCAAGGCACAGCUGAAGGACGAGCAGGAUAUCCAAUGCGUCAGCUGUGGCUGCAGGGGCUGCGCUUCGAGCGAUUAGGUUACGAUUUCUGCGUUCUUGUACUGGCUAGGUACUCUUCAUGGCAUUAUGGCGUUAGGGUCUAUAUCGCGGCCGAGUUAAUUCUGCCGGCUUCAGGCAUUAUUACUAUUACACCGAUUCGGAGUACUGGCGAUCUGUUAUCACAUAUUCUGGUGCAUGAAUUACGAGA
This is a messenger RNA of Annulohypoxylon maeteangense, 742 nucleotides long. RefSeq names its product cell cycle control protein cwf14. Bases 124 to 573 code for a protein of 149 amino acids. Gene Ontology annotation, biological process: mRNA splicing, via spliceosome. Lineage: Eukaryota; Fungi; Ascomycota; Sordariomycetes; Xylariales; Hypoxylaceae. Gene Ontology annotation, cellular component: nucleus; spliceosomal complex. The transcript is spliced from 2 exons. The record is from RefSeq and is a predicted model, not a curated record.